UCGCUUGCACAUCACGGUUUCGUACGCUCGGGCAAAAGCGAUUAUAUUAUAAUAAUAAUGUAUAACAACAUAGAAAUAACCGAUAUCAAUAUAACAAUGUCGCGAUUGUCAUAAUAAUAAUAGUGUUAAGUAUUCAAUUAUCGUAUAGGUACGAAUCGACCAUAAAUUCCAGUUUUUGAUUUUGUUUUUSCGGUUUUCGACGGUCAUGAAGGCCGACGAAGAAAACGUUAGUUGGACCAGCGAAGGGUCUAAUAAACCUAAUGGUAUAGACAUUUUUCCUUCAUUAAUCAGUGCAAAGGUCACCAGUUCUACUCCCCCAAAUGAAUUCACACCAAACAAGGAUGACAUUUUACCAAGGCCAAAUUCUGUACUAUUCGAGAUGCCAACAGUAAAGCAUUUUUCAACACCGAGCACUUCCGUAAAGAAAUUACCUCAYCAAAUGAAAAGGGAAUCGACAAUUGAAGAGCUACAUAAUACCUGGAGAAAAAUGGGAGCACAAGCUCUUGCUACGACUUUGUCUGCUCUAUACGGCAAACUGUUGGUCGUCAUGGGCAUAGCUUUUCCGAUGUCUGAAGUGAUAUCUACACACAUCCCUCAUUCGUUUUACGAGGGUUAUUAUUUGUACCUUUAUUUUGGAAGUAUGGCGUUUCUUUUUUACAUGUACGCAAUGCUGCUCAAGGGAAAGCCCACGAUGACACCCGUCAACAAUAAUUUCGAUAAUUCGGUUAGUGAUUCAUUAUCCGGAGAUGGUUCAGAGAACAGCGAAGGUGACUCGGAAUAUUACGAAGACAACGACGACUUCACAAACACCGGUGGAGUUGAAAUGGAUUAUUGGACGUCAUACAACCCGAGAACCCGGAGACAAUCGUCUCACCUUGUGUUGCCUUCUACUUUCCAGCAUUACGGGAGUUUCUAUCUGAGAAUGGGCGCUGUGGCUUUUGGCAUAGGUAGUAUGAUUUAUUCUGGACUUGAAUUCGGUCAGUACUUCGAACUUGAACCAGCAACAAAAUGCCACAACGUGCUUCUGGUGCUUACUCCGGCAACUAGAAUGGCAUUCAUAUUUAUACAGAUGUACUUUAUAUUUUUGAAUGACGAGCAACAGAUGAGAGUGACCCGUCACCGGGUUUUGGCAAAGUUUGGACUCAUGCACAUGAUCGGCACUAAUCUGUCAGUAUGGCUUAAUGUACUUGUACAGGAAACCAAACACGAAAUACUAACUUUUUAUAAUCCAGCUGACAAUUCUAUCGGUGUCGAUAAACUACCAAAUCAUUUUUUAGUGUUCAAAAAGUGGACGACCACCACGACGCAGUCACCGGCGUCGGCCAUGUCAUCGGUGGCCGACCGGCUGCGGCGCAGCAUCAACACGGGACCGCAUCACAUCUACGAGUGCCGCCGGACGAACAUAAUUGGGUCGCUGGUGCAGAAUGCCAGCCCAUUCCUGUUCCCGUGCACGAUCGAGUACAGCCUGAUAUGCGCGGCUAUACUGUACGUGAUGUGGAAGAACAUCAGCCGGGUGUAUGCGGAUGUGUACCGGCAACGGAAGGCGGAACGGUGUGAAAACCUUGCGCAGAUCACGCACUACCGGAAGUCACCGCACUAUUACUCGGUGGAUUGCGCGCAGGCGCACAAAGGCCUUUUCGUCGGCAUACUGUUCUUGGUACUAACCAUCAUCUCGCUGAUACUGUUCUUCGUGCUCAUUUCCCGGCCAGAGCUCAUCACGUUUGCCGUUAUGGAGGUGAAUGUCUGCGAGUUGUCGCUGUAUGGUAUGACCACGCUGGCUACCAUUGUCGGUAUGGUGCAGGUCAGGCAGCUGAAGUUCGACGGACUGCGGAAUCUUGAGCUGGACAACAUACUGCUAGUUGGCGCACAGACGGGUACGUUCAUAUAUAGCACGUUCACAAUAAUCAGCGGUCACUUCACUGAGGAAAACAACACGAUUUUGGUGCUGAUCACCGCAUCCGCGUCGCUGGUGCAGACGUUCUGUCAGACGGUGUUCAUACUGGACGCAUCUCGGCGAUCGUGCGUAACACCCGACCAGAUACGUAAGAAGCCCGGUCGAGAGAUCGUCACGUUCCUGUUGGUCAGCAACCUGGCCAUGUGGGCCAUCAACACGCUGGAGAAGUCCCGGGCUGACUCACAUCCGAUACAGCUCCAUUUCUAUGGCCUGUGGGCGUGGACCAUAAUCACGCACGUGUCCAUGCCACUGGCCAUAUUCUACAGGUUCCAUUCUACYGUAUGUCUGUGUGAGAUCUGGAAACGGUCGUACAAGAUCAAACCGUCGUACAUGUAAAUGCGGCGUGUGAUGGUCUGCUCCGUGUCCUCCACCACCGUGCCACAACACCAUUUGAUAAAUAAUAAUAUAUUAAGCUAUAAUAUUAUUACUAUUACACAUUUGGUGGGCUGGUUUCGGGGACUGAGUUGGUUUCGUACUCGGCCCGAUUUCCCAGUUCAUCAAAAUGUCGAAUACCAUUGUAAAGUAUUUACCAGUUUCGCUAUAAUAUAGAUAUUCAAGGAUGCGUGUAAAUUCUAUGAGUAAACAGUAAAUUAUAGCUCAACAUUUUUGUAGAUACAAUUUAAGUAUAAUGUCAAUUCAAAAUUUGGCUAAUAUUGGUAAGCUAAGCUGGUUCCCGUUCGAAUUUAAGAUAUAUACCUAAAUAAGUUGCUUUCUAAAAAAUAGUAUUGAAAAUGGUCCGAUAUUAUCUGAAUCGUUUUCUUUCACAAGAACACCAAUCUGAUACCAUUACUGAUAUAAAUGAGAUCAACUAUAAUCUCUAGUCCAACAAUUAUUUGCUGUAUUGCUAUGACCAUAAACAAAGUCAACAGGGUGUCAACAUAUAUAGUGACUUAUUAAAAAGAUAGCGUAACUGUCAGUAUAGUAGGUAAUGUUUUGUUUUAGAAUAGGCUAUAAAGACAACAAAAAGAAACAUAUAGGUACAAAUUUCUUGUCUUGAUCAAAAAAUUGGUAGAAUUGUUUUGGAUAUUUUUUAAAUGUAAAAAAGUAUAAAUUAUUAGUGAUUAUAAUAUAGAAUAUAGGUA
This is a messenger RNA of Diuraphis noxia (Russian wheat aphid), 3036 nucleotides long. Its product is annotated as proton channel OtopLc-like. Gene Ontology annotation, cellular component: membrane. Gene Ontology annotation, molecular function: proton channel activity. NCBI's taxonomy places the organism in Eukaryota, Metazoa, Arthropoda, Insecta, Hemiptera, Aphididae. Gene Ontology annotation, biological process: proton transmembrane transport. The record is from RefSeq and is a predicted model, not a curated record.